AUGCAACGAAAAAGUCGUACAAAGAUUCGUUUUGAUCAAUCAAUCAUAAAUUCUAAUGUUGUUAAUUUAGAUGAAACAAAAGAACCUUAUCAUUGCAAAGGAAAAUUUUUGGAUGAUUUUGAAGCAUUAUGUCGUCAAGCUCAAAUAUCAUUCAUUGUUCCCGUUGUUCAACGGCCACGACCACCAGAUGAAAAUUUACCAAAAACUUACUCAUUGAAAGAUAAUUAUGACUAUUUUAAACCAAAAAUUCAAGUUGAAAUAGAUAAUUUAGACAAACAAGAGACAAUUACAGAAAUUCAUAUUCGAGCAUGGAAAAUCGAUAAUAUAACAUUAGAUAUAUUUCAACAAAGUUUUCCAACAUUAGAACAUUUACAUACCCUUAAUUUUUGGUAUACAGGCCUCACUGAUGAAACAGUAGUUCAAUUAGCAACAUUGCUCCCCAAAUGUCCGAAUUUAAAAACGUUAAUAUUAGACUCAAAUCCAUUGGCAAAUGAACGUUAUGAUGUACUGCUAACAGAUGAUACGAGUAACAUUGUCAAUUUGUCAUUACGUCAUUGUUGUAUAACUGAACAUGGUGCGAUGCAUAUUGGUAAUGGACUAGGAAAUGAACGACGACAAAAUUCAAAAUUACAAACGUUAAAUUUAGCCUAUAAUAAAAUUGGAGAUAUUGGAGCAGAACAAAUAGCAAAGGGUUUAAAAUUUAAUCGCACAUUACUGGUACUUAACUUGAGCAAUAAUGAUAUUGGUGAUAAUGGAGCUGAAAAAUUAGCUAUUGUACUCAGUAAAUUUCCAUUAAGUCGUGAAGAAUUGAUCUAUCGACGACAACUAUUACUAGAUUCAACAAUAUCAGAAAGUGUACCGACACUGUCAGCAAGAAAAAUAAUAGAUAAAGAUUAUGUACGACGGAACAGCAUAACAUCUCCACCAAUACAGCGAAAAAAAUCAGCGUCAGUUGUAAUAUUACCAAUGAAAAAAGGAAAAGUUGAUGCAGCGAAAGAACAAUCAAAAGGAAAAAAGGAUGACAAGACCAUGAAAAAAGGUACACAAAAUAUUGAAAAAUCACGCUCAUAUAUGACGAGAGCAAAUAUUGCCGAAACAAAAACGACGAAAGGGAUAAAAGCAACCGAUAAAAAUUUAAAACAAUCAACCGCCAAAGGAGCUCGUUCAGCGACACAAAGUGAAACGGAUCGAAAUAAUUUUCUAUUGGAUAAUGAUUAUUAUGAAAAAUUACAAACAUUAUUAAAAAAUCGUCGUGAACCAUUAUUUAAAGGAAAAGAAAUUGAAAUUGAAUCAAAUGGACGAGAAACGGUUGGCAGUAUAAAAUCGAGAUGUUGA
Molecule: messenger RNA, 1335 nt
Organism: Didymodactylos carnosus
Lineage: Eukaryota; Metazoa; Rotifera; Eurotatoria; Philodinida; Philodinidae
Source: the annotation of a GenBank genome assembly